Messenger RNA from Chelmon rostratus (copperband butterflyfish), 3509 nucleotides. It is a transcript of the gene clpxb, whose product is annotated as caseinolytic mitochondrial matrix peptidase chaperone subunit Xb. Gene Ontology annotation, cellular component: mitochondrial matrix. The transcript is spliced from 15 exons. Lineage: Eukaryota; Metazoa; Chordata; Actinopteri; Chaetodontiformes; Chaetodontidae. The coding region runs from base 271 to 2145 and encodes 624 amino acids. The record is from RefSeq and is a predicted model, not a curated record. Gene Ontology annotation, molecular function: zinc ion binding; protein dimerization activity; ATP binding. Gene Ontology annotation, biological process: protein catabolic process; proteolysis; protein folding.
AGGCUAGCUAGCUAGCGCUUAACCGACCUAGUUCAUAUCAGCAAAGCGUUACAUCAUUGUGGUUCGGGUCCCACCUGGGAAAUAGCGGCCUAACGAAGCCAACGCCUCCUACUUUAUUCAGUACGCACUGUGACAUUAGUAUGACACACUGACCUGUCAAACUAAAAAGAGCGAAAGCUGCAGUGACUUAGCAAUUUAGUUUUUUUUCGAAGGGGCUGUCAAGACGCCACUGGUUUCAUCGUGUCCUGAUUUUGAGCCAAAAGAAGAGUUAUGUCCUGUCCAUGCACUUCGGCUGCCAGGCUGUUCCUAAACACUGCCCACAGAGGGUUUUCCUGCUCCAGGAUCCAGUUGUUUUCUCUGAGUCGUCAUGGGUCUCGGGAAACUCAUUUACCUCCCCGGGUACGGGUGAGGUCAUUUUCAGAGACUGCUGUCUGCUAUACCUCUAAAGAUGGGACAACAAAGGACGGUGGAAGUGAUGGUGGAAAGAAAAGCAUCAGUGAGGGGAAGAGACUAUCUGGCUCUGGAGGGUCAGGCAAGGGGGGAAGCCAGCUACGCUGCCCAAAAUGCGGAGAUCCCUGCACACAUGUAGAGACCUUUGUAUCAUCAACACGAUUUGUCAAAUGUGAGAAAUGCCAUCACUUUUUCGUGGUUCUGUCUGAAACGGACUCUAAGAAGGGGCUAAACAAAGAACCAGAAUCUGCUGCGGAGGCUGUGAAACUGGCAUUUGCACAGAAACCUCCACCUCCCCCAAAGAAGAUAUAUGCUUACCUCGACAAGUAUGUUGUUGGCCAGUCCUAUGCAAAAAAGGUGCUAGCAGUUGCAGUGUAUAAUCACUACAAGCGCAUCUACAACAACAUCCCUGCUGGGAGUCGACAGCAGGUGGAGGUGGAAAAACAGCCCUCUCUAACGCCUCGUGAGCUAGAGAUGAGAAGACGAGAGGAUGAGUACAGAUUCACAAAACUGCUGCAGAUUGCAGGGAUCAGUCCUCAUGGAAAUGCUCUGGGAGCGUCCAUGCAGCAGCAGGCGAGUCAGCAGGCACCUCAGGAGAGGAGGGGCGGUGAGGUCCUGGACUCUACACACACCGACAUCAAACUGGAGAAGAGCAACAUCAUACUUCUAGGUCCAACUGGCUCAGGAAAAACAUUGCUAGCGCAGACACUGGCACGUUGUCUUGAUGUUCCCUUUGCAAUUUGCGAUUGCACCACACUAACUCAAGCUGGAUACGUGGGAGAAGACAUCGAGUCAGUUAUUGCCAAACUGCUGCAAGAUGCCAACUACUCAGUGGACAAAGCACAGCAAGGUAUUGUGUUUCUGGAUGAGGUUGAUAAGAUUGGCAGUGUGCCCGGAAUCCAUCAGCUGAGAGAUGUAGGAGGAGAGGGAGUCCAGCAGGGGUUGCUUAAACUCUUGGAGGGCACAAUCGUCAACGUUCCUGAGAAAAACUCAAGGAAACUGAGAGGAGAAACGGUGCAGGUCGACACAACAAACAUUCUGUUUGUUGCAUCUGGUGCCUUCAACGGACUUGACAGAAUCAUUAGCAGAAGAAAGAACGAAAAGUACUUGGGUUUUGGAACUCCCUCCAACCUGGGGAAAGGGCGCCGUGCUGCGGCUGCCGCAGACUUGGCCAACACCAGCGGUGAGACUGACACAGUGGCAGAGAUAGAGGAGAAGGACCGGCUGCUGAAGCACGUCGAGGCCAGGGACCUCAUCGAGUUUGGAAUGAUCCCAGAGUUUGUUGGCCGUCUGCCUGUGGUUGUUCCUCUGCACAGCUUGGAUGAAGAAACACUCGUCCGAAUCUUGACUGAGCCACGCAAUGCUGUUGUGCCCCAGUACCAGGCUCUGUUCAGCAUGGACAAAUGUGAACUCAAUGUGAAUCAAGAUGCCUUGAGGGCCAUAGCUAGGAUGGCUCUGGAGAGAAAAACUGGAGCUCGUGGGCUCAGAUCCAUCAUGGAAAAGCUCCUUCUAGAGCCCAUGUUUGAGGUGCCACACUCUGACAUCAUGGCUGUUGAGCUGGACAAAGAUGUUGUCCAAGGAAAGUCACAACCCAGAUAUAUCAGAGCUCCAGCCAAGGAGUCUGCGGAGGAGGAAUACGACUCAGGCAUUGAGGAGGAGAACUGGCCUCGACAGGCAGACGCUGCAAACAACUGAACCAUGUCACUUAUUUCACCUAAAGACAGCCUCUGAAAUAUUAGAUUACCAUGAACUUUUGGAUACCACCUCUGGGUUUUAUGAUAGCCCCUGACAAACAAGCUGUGGACAUUGUGUUAGAGGUUAAGAAAGCUGCUGGCUCUCACUGAAGAGUGUUUUCAUCAUGAACAAGUAAAGAGUGUAACAACCGUUGGUCCCGUGCAUCAGACAUUAAUUCUCUAGCGGUGCGCUCGCAGGGUGGACCUUCAAUAUUUCAAUCUCUGGGGAUUGUUAACAUUUUAUCUAUAUAAAGAUAAUGCAAUUUUAUUCAUGAAAGGAUUUGUAGCUAGUUAAAGUUGUUUUCUCUUUUUGUGGUGAUGGGCUGUCAUGGCAAGGGAAGCAAAAUGAAGUUAUGGGAUCAUACUGUACACUUGAAAAGGUGGUGUGCUGAGAAAGUGUAGAUGUGAUGUUACCAUGUCAAGUAAUGCCUUAUAUCAUAAGGGCAUAAUAUUCCAUGAGCACAUCAAUAUUUUGAUGUUUUCUUCUUUACCACCAUUGUAAUAAUGGUGUUCACAGUAAAAUCGGGCUGUAAAUGCUGAGCUACACUGCUUUGGUAGCAUUUGUAAGCAGUUUGUAUGACAUAACCUGUAAUUAGGAGAACACAUUGUGAUGUAUAACGCACCAGCACACUAAACAAAGCAGGUGGAAAAUAAUGGUGACCUGUUUAAACAGCCAGAAUGGUUAUUUUUCAGUGUUUUGCUUCCUCUUCUAGCCCACUCUUUAGGGAAUGUAUAUGCGUUUACUUCCAGGCCUCUGUGUCACUGGACUGGAUCAGAGGGCUGUCUCACAAAGCAGAAUAAGCAGGUUAGCUAGGAAGUGUUUUGUUUCGGAGGAGCUAUCCUCAAAUAAACAUGACUGAAUUGUAUGCUUCACGUUCAAGCUUCAUUGCCCAUCUUGACAUCAUUAUCAGACAGAUCAUCUCUGUCACAGUUUGCAGGAAGCAGCUCCAAAUCUGCUUUGUCAGACACCCCUCAGAACAGCACAGGUAUUUUUUAAUUUUCUUUGUGUGUACUUCAGCGUUGGAAACUCACCUUUAGUGAUGUAACAUCCUGUUACUUAAUGGUACCUCAGUACAUAUGUUGAAGCCUCCACCUCAAAUGCUCUUUGACUGAACUGAACCACGCUGCUGUACUCUUUAAAAUGCUGUUUGUGCUAUAAAAUGAGAUUAAACUAGAUCUGUUCUCCUCUCUGCUUUAAGUUUCCCUUUCUUUUAGGCUUUUCUCUCUUUUCAGAGGUCUGUUACAGAACCUGUAAACCACCAAGUUUGUGAAUCUGAAAUUUAUUGUGAUUGUUUAAAAUAUAUAAAUAAAAUGUAUAUCUCUGUG